Messenger RNA from Cuscuta epithymum, 1113 nucleotides. Lineage: Eukaryota; Viridiplantae; Streptophyta; Magnoliopsida; Solanales; Convolvulaceae. The record is from the annotation of a GenBank genome assembly.
CGGGGCCUAUAUAAGGAAAUGAUCAAACUCCCAUAACUCUCACCUUCGAACCACUCUUUAAUUUGUCCAAGAGUUUCCCGCUGAUAAUAAAAGUAUAAAUUGAAAGAACGACACAGUAUAUAUAUAUAUAUGGGUUCGACGGGGAACGAAAGCCAGCUGAGGAGCCGAGCCGAGUGGGACGGCGACGAGGAAGACGACAGCUUAUUCGCGUUGCAGCUAGCAACCGCUGCAGUGCUUCCCAUGGCGCUGAAGGCAGCGGUGGAGCUGGACCUGCUGGAGCUGAUGGCUAAAGCCGGGCCGGGAGCAGCCGUCUCGCCUUCCGAGCUGGCGGCUCAGCUCCCCACAACUAACCCGGACGCGGCCGUCAUGCUGGACCGGAUUCUCCGGCUGCUCUGCUCCCACUCUGUCUUGAAUUGCUCUCUCCGGACCCUCGCCGACGGCAGGGCGGAGCGGCUCUAUAGCCUGGCCCCAGUUUGCAGGUAUUUCACCAAGAACUCCGACGGCGUUUCCAUGGCGCCAUUGUUUCUCGUGAGUCAUGACAAAGUCCUCCUGGAAAGCUGGUAUCACUUAAAAGAAGCAAUACUUGAGGGUGGGAUACCAUUCAACAAAGCGUAUGAGAUGAGUGUAUUUGAAUAUCUCAGUAAAGACACAAGAUUCAACAAGAUCUUCAAUCGUGGAAUGUCAUAUCCCUCUAUCCUUAUUAUGAAGAAGAUUCUAGAAGGUUACAAGGGAUUCGAAGGGCUCAAAUCUUUGGUGGAUGUCGGUGGCGGAACUGGCUCCACUCUUAACAUGAUUCUCUCUAAACAUCCAAAUAUUAAGGGCAUUAACUUUGAUUUGCCUCACGUUAUUCAAGAUGCGCUUCCUUAUCACGGAAUUGAGCAUAUCAGUGGAGACAUGUUUGUGAGUGUGCCCGAAGGCGACGCCAUUUUUAUGAAGUGGAUAUGUCAUGAUUGGAGUGAUGAUCAUUGUCUGAAGUUCUUGAAGAACUGCUUUGAAGCACUUCCGAAUGAUGGGAAACUGAUUAUUGCAGAGUGCAUUCUACCAGAACAACCAGACACCUUCAGAGCAGAAAAAGGUGUGAUCCAAUUUGAUAUCUCCAUGUUAGCAUAUUCU